AUCCCCAUCUUCUUUGGCCUCUUCGAAACACUUCAACAUCCCAGUGACCCCGUAUAGCAGAUCCGUUGCUGUAUCAGGAGAAGUGCCCAAGUGCUGAGCUGCCGUCGAGCUUUUUUGGGAGGGACUUGAACUCGAUUGAGGGGCUCUUCAGGGGGCGCAUCCAGGGUCCAUUUAGCCAAGUGAAAGCUCUUCAACUGCGCAAUCCAUCAAUACCCAACUUGCCGACAGUAUUGAUCAGAGUAAGCUCAGACCUAAUACAAGGCCUUGCCCAUCUGGCCACGCUCCUUCUCAAGAUGAGGUUUAUUUCGAAAGGUGGCAUUUGGACGAAUGUCGAGGAUGAAAUCCUCAAAUCCGCCAUCAGCAAGUAUGGGAAGAAUCAAUGGGCUCGAAUCUCUUCUCUACUGGUGCGCAAGACCCCCAAGCAAUGCAAGGCAAGGUGGACAGAAUGGCUCGAUCCGGCGAUUAAAAAGACCGACUGGUCAAAAGAGGAAGAUGAAAAACUUUUGCACAUGGCCAAGCUUAUGCCAACGCAAUGGCGGACCAUCGCUCCAAUCGUUGGGCGCACCGCCAAUCAGUGCCUUGAACGAUACCAAAAGCUUCUCGAUGAAGCGGAAGCACGCGACAGAGCAGAGGGAGAAGGUCGCGAUGCUGGACCUUCAUCGUUGGGCUUGACGGGUGAUGGAUCAGGCGGUGCCGCACCCACUGCAGACGAUGUGCGUCGGCUGCGGCCCGGCGAGCGCGAUCCGGACCCAGAAACGAAGCCGGCUCGACCCGAUCCAAUAGAUAUGGACGAGGAUGAGAAGGAGAUGCUGAGCGAAGCGAGAGCUAGGCUUGCGAACACUCAAGGAAAGAAGGCAAAGCGCAAGGCGAGGGAGAAGGCAUUGGAAGAUGCCAGGCGAUUGGCAAUGCUUCAAAAGCGCAGAGAGCUCAAGGCUGCAGGUAUCAUUGUGCGACCUAAACCGCCAAAGAAGGGGAUGGACUACAAUGCCGACAUUCCGUUCGAGAAGCAGCCCGCUAUUGGCUUCUUCGAUACCUCAGAGGAGCAGUCUCGUUCUUACAAAGCACCCAUCGGCAAGACUGUAACGCAGCUCAACCGCGCAGAGCGGCCUUCCGACGACGAAGGCGGGAAGAAGAAGCGAGAGCGGGAAGCACAAGAAAGGGCACAAAAGACAGGCAAAGACUCUUUUGCCGGCCAAAAGGAGGAGCAGAUCAGGAAGUUGAAAGAGGCAGAGCAGAUCAGCAAGCGGCGGAAGCUCAAUCUACCAGCUGCACAAGUGGGUGACUCGGAACUGGAAGAAAUUGUCAAAUUAGGCCAAGCAGGCGAUCGCGCGAGAGACCUCGUUGCUGAUGGCAGUGAGACCAGUGAGGGCCUCUUGGGUGACUACUCUGCCCUCGAACGAGCCAAGCAAGCGCGGACCCCGCGGACAGCGCCUGAAGAAGACGUCGUCAUGCGCGAAGCACGGAAUCUGCGUAACAUGACCACUGCACAGACUCCGCUGUUAGGUGACGCCAAUGCCAUACUGCUGCAGGGUACCGGUCACGAAGGCGCAGCUCCCCGAGCUUCUGUCAUUCAGACCCCCAAUCCGCUUCUCACACCUGCUCAGCGUGCCGCUCGAGGCAUCUUACCUGGACAGACUCCCCUGAUGACCCGGGACGGAGUCCUUGCGACACCGUACACAGGUGCCGGCAGCGUUGCUACCACAGGUGCAAGUGUUGUUGGCCAGACGCCGAUGCGCACCCCCUUCCGCGACAGCCUCGGCGUCAACGCAGAGGACGGCAUGAGCGCUGUAGGUGAGACGCCACGCGAGCUUAAACAAGCACGUGCUGCGCUCAAGCGGCAGUUGCAGCUGGGUUUAGCCAGCCUUCCAGCUCCAAAAAACGAAUUCGACAUUCAGCUGGAAGACGACUCGGUCUAUCAAGAAGGUGACGAAGGCAAUGCAUAUGGCGCCACACAGGGGCCCGCAAGUGAAGAAGAUGCAGCAGCGCGGGAUGCACGCAUCGCAGCUCGGGCAGAGGAAGAGCGGCAAAAGGCGCUUGCUAGGCGCUCGCAAGCUGUCCAAAGGGGCUUGCCGCGACCCGCAAACGUCGACGCUGCCGCUUUGCAGACUAUGCUCGCUGCUAUUCCAACCGACGCGAGCUUCGAUGACCGUGCACAGAGGCUUAUUCAAUCAGAGAUGAUCAAGAUUCUUCAUCAUGAUUCUCUCAUGCAUCCAGUACCAGGCACGGUUCAGGCUGGCGCAUACAAGGGCCCACCGAUUCUUUCGCAUUUAUCCGAUGAGUCUCUCGCAAAUGCAAAGGCGCUCAUUCAGAAUGAGCUCGCCUCUGCAGUUGGGUUCCCCGGCGCCAACGAAGCUAUGCUACAGCGCCUCACCGUAUCUCUGGCGGACGAAAAUGGGCAGCUGGAAGCACUCGAACAAGUCCUUAAGCAAGAACGGGACUCGAUGGUUUGGCACGCACCAAUCGGCAUGUGGGUCUCCAAGACAGAUCUCAGCACUACAGACGUCCUGAAGGGCAAACAAGCGCUGUUGGAGAAGGACAGAGACCGCAUGUCGCAGAUGUCAGCAUCUGCCGCGAAGGAAGAAAAGAAGCUUGGGAAGAUUCUCGGAGGGUAUCAAGUCAGGUCAAGCAAUAUACAGGAAAAAAUAAAGGGAGGCUCCAGCGCCCUUUCCGAGGCGCUAUUCACACGCAAUGCCUUUGAGCACCUCGCUGCUGGCGAAGAGAUUGCGGUGCAGGAGAGAAUAUCACGACUCGAACAAGAGGUUCGCGGCUUGGAGGCCAAGAACAAUUUUGCUCAAGGCCGAUUCCGCGAACUCGACGAUGACCGGCGCAUUCUUCGAGAAGUAAUUGAGGAGCUGCAGGUGCAGAUUGACAUGCGCCAAGCCGAGCGGGCUGUCGAUCUAUUGGAAGAGGACGCAGCCUGAGUGAAUGCCUUCAAACUUGGACGAUGUGAAGAUACAUAUGCGUAAAAUGCUUGCAAGAUGUUCAUGUGUAUGAUCUAUGCUUUCAUUCUUAUCGAUGCUUGAUG
Molecule: messenger RNA, 3025 nt
Organism: Tilletiaria anomala UBC 951
Lineage: Eukaryota; Fungi; Basidiomycota; Exobasidiomycetes; Georgefischeriales; Tilletiariaceae
Exons: 4
Coding region: 294-2921 (875 amino acids)
Biological process (GO): mRNA splicing, via spliceosome
Cellular component (GO): spliceosomal complex; Prp19 complex
Source: RefSeq, a predicted model, not a curated record